Molecule: messenger RNA, 1203 nt
Organism: Triticum turgidum subsp. durum (durum wheat)
Lineage: Eukaryota; Viridiplantae; Streptophyta; Magnoliopsida; Poales; Poaceae
Source: the annotation of a GenBank genome assembly
AUGGACGCCUUCGGCUGGAGCACGCAGCCUCCUGUGACGACCGUGCCGAGCUGCCCGACCGACGACGCCCUCCUCGCCGCCUUCCUGGGCGCGGGCAGCUUCGAGGAGCUCCACUCCGCCGGCGCCGGCGACGGCACCGUGUGCUCCGACGCCUACCACGGCGGCCUCGACCUGCCGUCGUGCCAGAGCGACCUCAGCCUCCUGCGGUGCCAGGACGGCGUGGCGCUUCCCGGCCACGGAGACGGCGACGCGUCGUCCAACGUCUUUCUCGACUCGGCGGGUUGUUUCCUCCCGGCUAUCGCCGGCGCGCAUGAUGGGCUCCAUGACAGGUUCGCGUUCGUCCCUGAUGAUCCCGCGCAGGCUGCCGGCUCCAACACCGCCUUCUCCGGGUACAGCACCACCACCGGAGGCGUCGGCGGUGGGAACGUCUCCUCCGGCGAGUCCAACACGUACGGCGGUGGCGGGCACGAUACGGAGGUUGCGUCGCCGCCAUGCGCCGUGUCGUCGCGGCGGGUGCAGCAGAUUAGUCAGGUGGCCCCGCCCCCAACGAAUGGGAACAAGAUGCCGGACAAGCUCCCGGCAGCGGCGGCGACGACGGUGGAGGGCAGAGAACGCUGGGGCACGAACCGAGCCGCCGCGCCGACGACCAGCAUCACGUUCGGGCACAGCGGCGGCCGGCGCGGGUACGAGCCGGACAAGGAGGCGAUAGCGCAGGUCAAGGAGAUGAUCUACCGCGCGGCGGCGAUGCGCCCCUUGCCCAGCUUGACCGACGCCACCGCCGGAGAGACGCCGCAUGAGCCGUCGUCGUCGAAGCCCCGGCGGCGCAAGAACGUGCGGAUAUCGAGCGACCCGCAGACGGUGGCGGCGCGGCUGCGGCGGGAGAAGGUGAGCGAGCGGCUGCGGGCGCUGCAGAGGCUGGUGCCGGGAGGGAGCAAGAUGGACACGGCGUCCAUGCUCGACGAGGCGGCCAGCUACCUCAAGUUCCUCAAGUCGCAGGUCGCGGCCCUGGAAAGCCUAGGCGGCGGGGGCGGCGCCGGCGGUGACGACGACGGCCGGUACUCGUUGGUGCAACGGUACACGGGAAGGAAUUUCAACCCUUCGGCCCGUGGCAUCGGCGGCGGCGGCAGCACCGUACUCUCCUUCGGGAGAGACGGCGUCGCUGGCUACGUGAGAUCCAGUAGGAACAUGAACAUGCAGUUGUAA